CUAUAAAUUCAUGGCUUCAUCAUCGAUCUCAAAUCGCCAGCACCUCUGGACAUUUAACCCCAAAACAAAACCACAUUUUGUGGAUUCCUUUCUCGAUUGUUCUUCUUGGAAUUCCAAAGCACCCCUAACCAGAAAAUGGAAUCUUCAAGAAGCAGCAUGAUGGUCGGUUGCUYUCCAAUUGGGGGUAGCUUUAAACGAACAACGGGAACCAGUCAAUUAUCAAGCUCGAAAUCCAAGGAGAAAAUAGAAAGAAAGAAGAAUCCACAGGUGGUGUGUUUUGGGGAACUUUUAAUCGACUUCGUGCCGACGGUUGCUGGCGUUUCAUUGGCGGAGGCACCCAGCUUCAAGAAAGCUUCUGGCGGAGCUCCGGCCAAUGUCGCAGUUGGCAUCUCCAGAUUAGGAGGAUCUGCAGCUUUCCUUGGCAAGGUUGGCGAUGAUGAGUUCGGUCACAUGUUGGCUAACAUCCUCAAGGAAAACAACGUCGAUAUCUUAGGAAUGAGGUUCGAUAAAGAAGCAAGAACCGCAUUGGCGUUCGUUACCCUAAGGGCCGAUGGAGAGCGUGAAUUCAUGUUCUUUCGCAAUCCGAGUGCUGAUAUGCUUCUUACCGAAGCCGAACUUGAUAAGGAUUUGAUCRAGAAGUCAACAAUCUUUCACUACGGAUCUMUCAGUUUGAUCGAGGAACCAUGCAGAUCAGCUCACCUGGCUGCAAUGCAAGUAGCCAAAAAGGCUGGCUGCAUUCUUUCCUAUGAUCCCAAUCUGAGACUCGCUCUCUGGCCCUCAGCCGAAGCUGCACGAACAGGCAUCAUGAGCAUCUGGGAUCAAGCCGACGUUAUCAAGAUUAGCGAGGACGAAAUUGAGUUCUUGACCGGAGGCGAUAACCCCUAUGAUGAUAACGUUGUCUUGACCAAGCUUUUCCACCCGAAUCUUAAGCUGUUGAUAGUCACCGAAGGUCCUAACGGCUGCAGAUACUACACCAAGGAUUUUCAUGGCAAAGUUGGUGGUGUUAAGGUCAAGUGUGUUGAUACAACUGGUGCUGGUGAUGCUUUUGUUGGAGGACUCCUUAACAGUUUGGCUUCAGAUCCUCAAYUGUUCAAGGACGAGAAGAAGUUGAGGGCUGCUCUAAGGUUUGCAAACGUGUGCGGUGCGAUCACGGUGGGGCAGAGAGGAGCGAUUCCAUCCUUGCCGACGAAGGAARUGGUUCUGAAGAAGCUGGAGGAAGCCGGAGCCGGAGCGGAAGCCUAAAUAAGUUGAACGAUUUUCACGAAUCGAAAACAGAAGGAAACGGCUACAAAYAAUUUCCAUUCCACCCUUAGAGCAAAAGUAGGAACAUAGAACAACAAUUUUUGUGCAUAAUUUUUCUUACUUUUGGUCCAUGUGUUUGUACAUUGAACAUGAAAUAAAUGAAAAUG
Molecule: messenger RNA, 1409 nt
Organism: Cynara cardunculus var. scolymus (artichoke)
Lineage: Eukaryota; Viridiplantae; Streptophyta; Magnoliopsida; Asterales; Asteraceae
Product: probable fructokinase-7
Exons: 7
Coding region: 136-1242 (368 amino acids)
Biological process (GO): fructose metabolic process
Cellular component (GO): cytosol
Molecular function (GO): fructokinase activity
Source: RefSeq, a predicted model, not a curated record